Molecule: messenger RNA, 1000 nt
Organism: Marchantia polymorpha subsp. ruderalis
Lineage: Eukaryota; Viridiplantae; Streptophyta; Marchantiopsida; Marchantiales; Marchantiaceae
Source: the annotation of a GenBank genome assembly
CUUCCUAGUACAAUCGCAAGUACUCGAGAAACAGAGGCUGCAGUUGUUGGCAACUUGUGUUCGGACUUCGGAGUACGAUUCCCAAUCAUCCGGCUUCAGCUUACGCUAUCUGAGACAUGGCCUUUGAGGUUUGCAAAACGUCAACUCUCUUUCGGCCCAAAAGGGGUUCGCACUGUUUGUGCGUUUGACGUUUUCCGGGCUUCGCUGAAGCCUUUACUGCAGAGUUCUUGGGGCUGCCUGCGGAUGCCGAUCGGGAGGGACGAUGUUGGGGAUAGCGGGGAUAUUUUCAGACGACUGGCCAUGCAGUUCCAUCGCAGACGACGUCCUCUGGACUGAACUGAGGGAGCGCAGUUUCGCAGUCCUCUCCGCAUGCUUUGUUUGAUCUCGAACAGCAUCAGCAGCUCCGUUCUCCAUGUCGAGAUGAGACGACAAGAUGGCUCCAUUAAAUGACUGUGAAAUCAUAGUGAAGAUCCCGCUCACCGUCAACAGAUACUCCGGCUUCUCCACUGCUUAAACUGAAGAUCUCAGUAGGCUUGCAAGCCGCCCGACUACAACUGGCAGAAGCUAUGGCCGAGGGGUCGAGGUAGUUGCUCUCCCUAAGGGUGACAGUGUUAUGAUCACGGUAUCGACUCUCGAAGUUUCACGCGAAAGUACUCGGUACUACAAACGUAUAUAUCAUGAUUGUACUUCUCUCUCCCGCCUCUUCCUCCCACCACGUCCGAGAAAUUCUUCUCGGCUGUCACAGCGUACAGCACGUCACACUCCCAUAUAUUCCAGAUUACGAAGGUACUGGGUCAAGGAUGUGGAAAGUUUGGAGGACUACAGUCGAACCAGGCAAAGUGAACGAUUUCUCCAAAUGAGAAAUCUCUGAAGAACUAUAGCUCAUCGUGAGCCCUGCAAAUACACAGGGCAAUAUUAAUUAGUUCAGAUUUUGCAUUAGUUGAAGGACCAGUCCGACUUGUAGCUGCUAAAAAAUAAAUAUAUCGCAUUUCCUCAUCAG